AUGUUGAAGGCAUAUGAUAAAGUGGAAUGGCCUUUUCCGACGAGUGUUUUACAACAGAUGGGAUUCCCCUUGGAUUGGGUGAACUUGAUCAUGGAUUAUGUCUCAACAGUUAAUUUUUUUAAUUAUGCUGAAUGGUACCCCCAGGAGUCGUUUGUUCCACAAAGAGGUUUUAGGCAGGGAGAUCCCCUCUCUCGUUAUCUUUUUAUCUUAUGUGGGGAGGUUUUUUCAGCAUUGAUCAACAAGGCUAUAUUAGCAUCCUCUUUGCAUGGUAUAAAAGGUACCAAGAAUGCUCCUAUGAUCUCACAUUUGUUGUUUUCAAAGAAUAGUGUUAUCUUUUCCCAGACAACGGUGCAAGAAGCAAUGUCUAUUAAGACAAUCCUUGCCACCUAUGAACAAGCUUCGGAUCAAGUCAUCAACCUUAACAAGUCUAUGCUCUCCUGUAACCGAAAUGUUCCUGAUAGUUGCUUCCAUGAGCUUAAACAACUGUUGAAUGUAAAGGCGGUGGAAUGUUAUGACAAAUAUCUGGGUCUUCCAACCAUUAUUGGUAAGUCCAAAAUUCAGAUUUUUAACUUUGUCAAGGACAGGGUUUGGAAGAAGCUUAAAGGUUGGAAGGAGAAGUUUCUCUCUCGGGAUGGGAGAGAGACCCUAGUUAAGGCGGUCGCCCAAGCUAUCUCUUCCUACGUUAUGUCUUGCUUCCUAUUGUCGAAUGGUAUUUGUUCACAUAUUGAAGGAAUGAUUAGACGCUUCUAUUGGGGAGGUGAUGUUACCAAGCGAGGAAUGCAUUGGCUAAGUUGGAUUCCGAUAUUUUAA
Lotus japonicus is the source of this 810-nucleotide messenger RNA. RefSeq lists its product as uncharacterized. The record is from RefSeq and is a predicted model, not a curated record. Bases 1 to 810 code for a protein of 269 amino acids. The transcript has a single exon. Lineage: Eukaryota; Viridiplantae; Streptophyta; Magnoliopsida; Fabales; Fabaceae.